AUGGCGUCCGACGGCUUACCAAAGAAGUUCAGGCAAAAGGUGGUAAGGAUCAUACUCACCGACGCCGAUGCCACUGAUUCCUCCGAUGACGAUGAACAAGUUACCAAUCGGAGAAUGAAGAGACUCGUCAGAGAGAUAAGCUUCAGGCCAACUAUUAAAUCGCCAAAGCAAGAGCUAGCUAAGAAGCGAAGCUUCAAAAGCUUGGGCUCGCCUGAAACUGACGUCACUCGCAAGAAAAAGUUCAGGGGCGUGCGUCAGCGGCCGUGGGGACGGUGGGCAGCGGAGAUCCGAGACCCGUCACGAAGGAAACGGCUCUGGCUCGGAACUUACGACACGCCUGAAGAAGCUGCCUGUGUGUACGACCGAGCCGCCGUUAAAUUAAAGGGUCCUGACGCCGUCACAAACUUUCCCAAAGUUUCUGUUAUGGAAACGGUCGUUGAAGCACAAACGGAAAGCGAAGGCCUAUCAAACGACUCUUCUUUGUCGCCCACGUCGGUGCUCCAUUAUAACAACGAUUCCACACCGCCGAAGGAAAACGAAGGCCUGUCAAACGACACCGCUUUCUCACCGACGUCGGUACUCCGUUAUAACCACGAUUUCACGGCGUUGGACAAUUUCAGUUAUGGUGAGGUGGACGCAUUCGGGUUUGAGUUCGGGUUCGGAUUCGACAUCGACAUGCCAUUCACUUUGGCGGAUAUCUGUCUGUCGAAGAAUAACUGCGCCGAAGAUUUUGGAGAGUUUAACGUAGAUGAUUUCCUCGUUGAAGUCAGAUGA
Molecule: messenger RNA, 774 nt
Organism: Ilex paraguariensis (yerba mate)
Lineage: Eukaryota; Viridiplantae; Streptophyta; Magnoliopsida; Aquifoliales; Aquifoliaceae
Source: the annotation of a GenBank genome assembly